Messenger RNA from Colletotrichum paranaense, 666 nucleotides. RefSeq lists its product as uncharacterized. Bases 1 to 666 code for a protein of 221 amino acids. The record is from RefSeq and is a predicted model, not a curated record. NCBI's taxonomy places the organism in Eukaryota, Fungi, Ascomycota, Sordariomycetes, Glomerellales, Glomerellaceae. The transcript has a single exon.
AUGGCCCCCCUUCCCAUGUUGCAACCCUCCAAGAUUCCCCUAGGGACCAAAAGACAACAACAAUCCUCCGUCGGACCAGCCCGUCACACCAGGCAAUCAAUGCCGUUCAUAGUUACAGAAUCACACCAAAACACCAGACUACUCCCGUCCUUUUUUCAGCCUUCCCACAAGCCGACGUCGUCUCUGUUUCGUUUCCACCCGCAUACAAUUCUCGCUAGCACCAAAAGCCACCCACUCGUCCAUUCGUCGUCCGCCGCAUCUUGUCUCCAGUCUCCUCCUUUUCGAGCGCCAGUCUCCAGUCUCCCAGCUCUCCUCCCCCCCAUCCCCGCCCCCUGCGUCCUAGCGGAGCCCUACAAGGACAAGAGAGAGACAAGCUGUGACAGAAACUGGCUUGCACCGCGCGUUCAAGUCUCUUCGAGUCUGGACCGUCUAGACCUGCCCAUGGGUCCCUGCUUCGACAGGCCGCUCAAUCCUGCACCCAUUGAUCACGAAGUCAAUUCAAUUUCCGCUCUGUUUCUAAUACUCACCAUAGGUCGCAGGCGAGCUUCAAGGUUUUUUCUCGCAAUAUCAACCGCCACAUGGUCGGCCACUCAUCUACCGUGUACGGGUUGCGCCCACUCGGUGGCCUGUCAGUCGCCCUCCCUGUCACCAGCUCUUCUUCACUAG